AGGAGAUAUUAAUUAGAUCUUCUGGGUUGGGUGUGAGUGGAGUUUGCUUUGGUUGGGUCUGUUAUUGUAUUUUUAAAUAACACCUGCUGUGGCCACCAACCAAAGAAAAAAAUCAGUAUCUUGCUGAGAGGUGGAGGUAGGCUCCUCCUGGGCAUCCUGGUUAAUCCAGAGCUCAGAGGGAGCUGGUAUUGUGGGAUAUCUGGAAUCAGUGUGCAUCUUCCUAAUACCUCACCACCAUCAAUCAACAUCCAUCUCCAUCAACCACAAAGACUUAUUUGCAGCAUAGUCAUUCUAUUCUUCUGGUCCCUCUUCUUUUCAGAAUAAGAACAAGAAGCAAUGGUAUUCAAGUUAUUUUUCUCUCUAUUGCUCACCAGCCUCCAAGCUGCUGGAGGCUGCCAUGUUUCUCCCCAUCGAUUAGGAAAAAGUGCCUCUGAUUUUGCUUUCCGAGGUAUUCACAGUGCCAAAGAUGCCUCACUCAUCUGCAAGAUGACAGAAAAAAAUGCUGACUUUGCAUUCACUCUAUAUAAGCAAUUGGUCUCUCAAGACUCUGAUUUGAAUGUUUUCUUUUCCCCAUUGAGUGUCUCUAUGAUCCUGUCUCUGCUGACCCUUGGAGCACAUUCUACUACCCGUACUCAGAUUCUUGUGGGUCUGGGUUUCAAUCUCAAGGAAAUUCAGGAAGAUGCAAUCCACAAAUUCUUCCAGAAUUUGAUUCUCAAUCUCAACAUGCCUAAUCCUGAGCUCCAACUAAGCAUGGGGAGUGCACUGUUUGUUGAGGAAAGGUUCCGACUACUGGAAGAGUUCUCACAAAAUGUAAAGACCAUGUACAUGUCAGAAGCUCUCUCCAUUGACUUCCAGUAUCCUGCCAGGGCUCAGAAACGCAUUAAUGACUACAUAUCAGAGCAAACCCAAAAGAAAAUUGGGGGUUUGGUCAAAAAUGUUGAUGCCAAUACUAUGAUGAUUCUAGUGAAUUACAUCUUCUUUAAAGCUUCAUGGGAAAGAAAUUUUGAUCCUAAAAGAACUAAAGAAGAGAAUUUCAUUGUAUCAGAAAAGACAAUGGUGAAGGUCCCCAUGAUGAUCCACGAAGACAUACACUAUUAUUUCCGGGAUAGGAGCCUCUCCUGUAGUGUGCUGCAAAUAGCUUAUGCAACAAAUGAGACAGCCUUGCUUGUUCUUCCUGACCAAGGGCAGAUGAAACGUGUGGAGGCUGCCCUAAAUCAAAAAAUUAUGAAACGGUGGCUCAAGGGACUCAAAAAGAGAGCUAUGGAAUUACGCAUUCCAAAGUUAUCCCUUUAUGGCAAGUAUGAGCUGCAGAAGAUACUUCCAGCCCUGAAGAUUACGAAUAUUUUCUCUAAAGAGGCUGAUUUCUCUGGCAUCAUCGACUUGAACAACAAACCUAGCCAUCUGACCCCUCUGAUUUCUCAAAUUGUCCAUGAGACUGGAUUUGAAAUGGACGAGUCAGGUCCACAAGUUGCUAUUAAUACCAAGAGCCACAUCAAAGUCAGAUUGUCAACUGCUCGACACCACAUGAUGGAAUUCAACAGACCUUUUCUGAUUAUGAUCCUUACUCAACCUAACCAGAGCAUUCUUUUGCUUGGCAAAGUGGUGAACCCCAGAGAAGCAGAAGGGCUAUCUGCUUCCACUUUAUCUUAAGCUUUUCCUUUAGAAUGCAAGGGCAACCAUCUAUCCACAUGUACCUCCUGGGGGAGAAGGCAGCAAGGGAGGGUGAGGGUGGAUCAUUGUGCAGCUUCCUAUGAAUAAAGAGCAAUGUAUACAUGCAAA
Molecule: messenger RNA, 1779 nt
Organism: Sarcophilus harrisii (Tasmanian devil)
Lineage: Eukaryota; Metazoa; Chordata; Mammalia; Dasyuromorphia; Dasyuridae
Product: plasma serine protease inhibitor-like
Exons: 6
Coding region: 337-1650 (437 amino acids)
Biological process (GO): negative regulation of endopeptidase activity
Molecular function (GO): serine-type endopeptidase inhibitor activity
Source: RefSeq, a predicted model, not a curated record